Salarias fasciatus (jewelled blenny) is the source of this 1708-nucleotide messenger RNA. RefSeq names its product synaptotagmin XIX (gene syt19). Gene Ontology annotation, cellular component: exocytic vesicle; synaptic vesicle membrane; axon. The transcript has 9 exons. Lineage: Eukaryota; Metazoa; Chordata; Actinopteri; Blenniiformes; Blenniidae. Gene Ontology annotation, molecular function: SNARE binding; phosphatidylserine binding; clathrin binding. Bases 212 to 1483 code for a protein of 423 amino acids. The record is from RefSeq and is a predicted model, not a curated record. Gene Ontology annotation, biological process: calcium ion-regulated exocytosis of neurotransmitter; synaptic vesicle endocytosis.
UGUGCGUGGAGAGAGGAGUGUGUGGCAGUGUGUCUGCAGUGUUGAAACAGGAGGAACAGUUGCACCAUGAGGCUCUAGUGCUUUGAGUUUGUCGUUUUAUGGGAUGUUUCCACACCAGGGAAAGAUGGAUGGAUUGCUGCAGAAAAAGAAGCUCUGAGCUGUCGUCACUUACAGCAGAGGGAUGUUCUAGACCACAUGGACACAGAGAGUCAUGGUGACUCUCACAGGCUUUCCUGCUCCCCUGGAGCCAAUCUCUGCGGCCUGGGAGCUGAGGAUGACGCUCUCGGAGAUCGUCAAGUACCUGGUCCUGGCCGUCUCCAUCAGCCUCCUGCUCCUGGCUCUGGGCAUCCUGGCCUGGCAGAUCAUCAGAUGCUGCUCGCACACACACACCAGAUACACCCAGCGAGAGACAGUGAAUAAUGAUCUGAUGUUCUCAGAAGAGAAGUCCUCAGCAGCUGAAAACUACUCCGGAGCUCCAAGUACAAAGACGGUCACAGCCAACGCCGAGGCCUUUAGGCUCAGCCGCUAUUUCUCUCUGGCCUCGUAUCCCUCCUCAGCAUCCAGCCAGUCAGACGGGGAGACGGGAGAGAAGGUAACCAGCAGGAAGGUUGACGGAUCGCUACGUUUCUCGGUCUUUUACGACCAGCAGCAGACCCAGCUGGUGGUCACCGUGCUGCAGGCCGAGGGUCUUUUUCAGGACAGGCCCACGAGAAGCCUUCAUCCGUUCGUCAAGAUCCGGCUCAUGUUUGCGGAGUCCACAGUGAACAUGGAGGAAUUUAACUGUGACGAGAGAGAAGCCACGCCGCCUGUUCUGUGGACGGUGCUGCAGGAGUGGAGGACUCGUGUUGUGAAAGGCAGCUGCAGCCCUUUAUUUGGAGACCAGUUCACCUGCAUCCUGCAGGAGGAGGAGGAUUUGCUCCGUCACAUUAGCCUCAGGAUGGAGGUCAGGGACUACGAUAAAUUCUCCAGACACACAGUGUUAGGAGAGGUGAGGGUUCCUCUGGAGCGGCUCCACUCCGCCUAUCCUCUGGAGCUACAAGAGGCUCUGCAGACUCCACAGAAGGAUCUUGUUGGGAAGCUGCUGCUGUCACUCAAGUUUCUCCCCACGUCUCAGAGGCUGGAGGUGGGCCUGCUGAAGAUCAGAACUGUUCUCACUCAGAGUCACUCGAAUGAAGCUCUCUACGCCAGGGUCACUGUCCAGAGCAACCAGUCCAAGCUGCCGUACCAGAAAACCUCGGCAGUGCCCCGAUGCUCGCUGACCGUCUUCAACAAGGUCCUCAUAUUCUCCCUGCCGGAGUUUCCCGUGGAGCAGUGUAAGGUUUUGGUCUACGUGUAUGAGAGCCACACUUCAAAGAAAUCCUCCAAACGCCUGAUUGGACAGCUGAUCGUGGGGAAGGAGAGGAGCUCGGAGGAUGAGCACUGGAGUUUGAUGAUGCGCUCGGUUCGUCAGCCGGUAGCAAAGUGGCACAGCCUGCUGAUCUGAGUCCCUCUCAUGUUUAUCUGUUGCUUGUAUACAGCUGAAAAAUGGUAUAUGAGACAUCUCUGCUCCUGCAAACUCCUCCAACAAACAAACUCGGCUCCAGAUCAUCACUCUUAAACUGGUUCUUGGAUGGUCAAUUUGUUCACAAAACUUUGUAAAGUCACUCAAGAAACCAAUUGUCAUCAUGCACCAUCUAUAUAUAAUAAAUUCUGUACAGAAAGCACCAAA